AUGUCCCUCCUCCUCCCACCACCGUCGCUCUUCCAUUCCAACUCCGCCUGCCAAAAUUUGCUAACUGUUGAUGCCACACGCUCCUUUUACCGUUCUAAAGCUUCAUGGCAAGAGGUUGCUGGUGUUUUGGUUUUCUCGGCAAUUCCAUUCACGGCGGUGAAAGCUAUCGCCAAUAGUCCUCUUGGGGAGGCGUUACAGAGGCGAAUGGAGGAGAAGAAGCAGUUUUAUCAGGAGAAUUCUUCAAAGUUUAAGGCACUUGCGGACGAGGCCAGAAUGGAUAGCAUGUGGUAUGGAGAGGAUCGUCCUCGCUGGCUCGGUCCAAUCUCAUUCGAAUAUCCUACCUAUCUCACCGGCGAACUACCUGGAGACUAUGGUUUUGAUGUUGCAGGUCUGAGCAAGGAUCCAAUAGCCUUGCAAAAGCUUUUUAAGUGA
This is a messenger RNA of Fraxinus pennsylvanica, 432 nucleotides long. The record is from the annotation of a GenBank genome assembly. Lineage: Eukaryota; Viridiplantae; Streptophyta; Magnoliopsida; Lamiales; Oleaceae.